UGAAGCACUGCUGCCAUUUUGACCUCUGGACCAGCGUAAGCCCAGACCAACCAAGCUCCAUCCUCCAACAGAGUUCUUCACUUCUUCCUCUCUUCCCGAGCCAGCAGCAGCUAGCUUCCCCAUCCCGGCCCCCUCCCCUCAAUUGAGUCAAUUCCCCCAGAGGAGAAAUGGAGAAUAAUCUACCAGUCAAUAUCCGUGAGUACCAAGAACUGGCCAAGAAAGCACUGCCAAAGAUGCACUUUGAUUAUAUCAAUGGGGGAGCGGAGGAUGAGCACACGCUGAGGGAGAAUAUUGCAGCAUAUGGAAGAAUUGUGUUACGACCUCGAUUUCUUGUAGAUGUCAGCAACAUAGACAUGUCAACAAACUUAUUGGGAUAUGACAUGCCCUCACCCAUAAUGGUCGCGCCAACAGGGGCACACAAAUUAGCAAAUCCAGAAGGGGAAGUGGCUACAGCAAGAGCAGCCGCAUCAUGUAACAGCGUAAUGGUGCUCUCCUUCUCAUCCAGUUGCAAAAUCGAGGAGGUUGCCUCCAGUUGUAAUGCGAUUCGCUUUUAUCAGUUAUAUGUGUUCAAGAACAGAGAUAUUUCAGAAACAUUGAUACGGCGGGCCGAGAGUUAUGGAUUCAAGGCGAUUGUUUUGACAGUUGACACCCCUGUGCUCGGUCGGCGUGAAGCUGAUAUUAGAAAUAAGAUGAUUGUCCCAUGGAAUGAAAACCUCGAAGGUUUAUUGUCAUUUGAUGAUCUUGAUACAACAGACGGAUCUAAGCUCGAGAAAUAUUCACGCGAGACGCUGGACCCGUCUUUAUCAUGGAAGGACGUGGAGUGGUUGAAAUCCAUAUCCAGCCUCCCAAUUCUACUGAAGGGCAUCGUCACCGGCGAGGACGCGAGGAGAGCGGUUGAGGCCGGUGUGGCGGGGGUGAUCGUGUCCAACCACGGCGCUCGGCAGCUCGACUACGCGCCGGCCACCAUUUCCGCCCUCGAAGAGGUGGUGAAGGCGGUUGCGGGGGCGGUGCCGGUGCUGGUGGACGGCGGGGUGCGGCGAGGCACCGACGUACUCAAGGCGCUGGCGCUGGGCGCGCGGGCAGUGAUGGUGGGGAGGCCAGUGCUGUACGGGCUGGCGGCGAGGGGCGAGGCCGGGGCCAGGCACGUGCUCGAGAUGCUGAACUGGGAGCUGGAGGUGGCCAUGGCGCUCUGCGGCUGCCGGAGCAUCGCCGGGAUCACCCGGGACCGUGUCCAGACCGAGGGCGACCGGAUCAGGUCCCUGCUGUGACCAACCGACCGUGAGGCGAGCGCGACCCAGGCGUACGCCGUGCAGUGCAGGAGCUACCUAUUGCAUUGUCGACAUGUAUAAAUUGAGAGUGACGUUCAUAGGAGAAACGAGAUCUAGCGCCAGUAGUGGCUAAUAAGGAUCUUGUAAAAAGGGAAAGGCGGAUUGUGCCUGUGCCGUGGCGUCAGGAAAGGACUUGAUACAACACAUGUUCGGCUUCUCGCCCGGCUUUGGUUUUUUCUAAUGUUCCUAAGAUGUUUCAUCUUUCGAUAGAUUUGAACCGAAGUAUUUACAUCUUUUUUUCAUUGUACUCCGUAAUAUAUAUACCCCUUUAUUAUGUUCAA
Messenger RNA from Brachypodium distachyon (stiff brome), 1609 nucleotides. RefSeq names its product peroxisomal (S)-2-hydroxy-acid oxidase GLO4. Bases 168 to 1268 code for a protein of 366 amino acids. Gene Ontology annotation, molecular function: FMN binding; oxidoreductase activity. The record is from RefSeq and is a predicted model, not a curated record. Lineage: Eukaryota; Viridiplantae; Streptophyta; Magnoliopsida; Poales; Poaceae. The transcript is spliced from 11 exons.